UCUCAUUACUGUCAUGUCAUCCGUGUUUGUGAUUUUUGUGGUUUUCUUUUAUAAUCUCAAUCUGGGUCUUGCCUGUUUUUGUUGGGUGAAUAUGUGGUGUUCUGUUCUCUGUGAGAAGCUUCAUUUUGCUGUUUAUCAGUGGAACUUUGGGUUAAUUUUGUGCCAAAAACACCUUCUUUGCAUUGAUAAUUAAAGAAAAAGAAUCUCAAUCUGGUGUUAAUUCCCUUAUUUAUUGAAGAUGGAAUGUUGUGAAUCUCUCAGUCGAUGGAGAACAUGGAUUGUGGUGCUUCAAGACAAACUAGAAAGAGGAAGUUGCAAGAGCAAGAUGAGUGUACAUUGAACUUCUUCUCCAUGGAUGAACUCAAUCAAGAUCUUCUUGAAAAGGUCCUUUCAUGGCUACCAACAUCCACAUUCUUUCGCCUAAGCUCGGUGUGCAAGAGAUGGAAAUCAAUUGCAGAUUCUCCUAGUUUCAAGCUUGCUUGUUCUCAGAUUCCUUUGAGGGAACCUUGGUUUUUCAUGGUUGAUCACCGCCUCAACCAAUCAAUCAUAUUUGACUCUGCUGAAAGAGGCUGGAAAAGACUAAAUCAUCCACCUUACUUUGCACAAAACGCUAAUUGUAACUCCAUGCCUGUAUCAGCAUCGGGAGGCUUGGUUUGUUUCCGCAGUGGUGCUGGGAACUUCAUUGUAUGCAAUCCCGUGGCACGGUCCUGUCGCAAUCUCCCUCCACUGGAUCCUGGUCCAAAAGAUCAGUGUCUUCAUGCCGUUGCAAUGAAUACAAAUCAGCACUCCUACAAACUUAUAUUAGUCUCUGGUGAGCUUCCAAAGCUCUCCUUCAAAGUCUACAACUCCAGCCUCAAUCUUUGGGAGGAAGAGGUUUCACUUAAAAGAAAGGUUGACGAAACUCGGGAGUUCGAUUCAAAUGGUGAUGAUACUGUGUAUUUCCUUAGUAAAGCUGGCAAUGUAGUGGCUACUGAUAUGCAGAGAAGCCCAUCUAAGCAAUUUUCGUCGGUCUUCACUCUCAAAGAUGGUGAAGAGAUUGUGUAUUUCCUUAACUCCUCGGGGACGGUUGUGGCUUGCAACCUGACCCGCAAAUGCUUCUCUGAGUAUCCAAGGCUAUUGCCUGCCUUUUCGGAGUACUCCAUAGACGUGGUGGAAUGCGGAGGAGAAAUGUUUGUAGUUCUGUUGUCGGAAUUUUUUGGAAGUGCAAGCCUUAGAGUGUGGAAGUUCGAUGAGAGCGUGCACUGUUGGAAUCAGAUUGCAGCAAUGCCUCCAUCAAUGUCUCAUGAAUUCUAUGGGAAGAAGGUCGACAUAAACUGUGUUGGUACCGGUAACCAGAUACUUAUCUGCCUCAACUCUGCUGAAUUUUUCAGUUAUGUUCUCUGCGAUUUGGAUAUGAACAAAUGGACUGAAUUGCCAAAAUGCAUAAUCAAUGGUGAAGCCAUGGAGUUUAUGUCCGCCUUCUCCUUCGAGCCUAGGAUUGAAGCUUCUGUGUGAUAACCUUAAAGAUGUCGAAAACAUAGAUGUAUUAAGAUUUGUGAUGCCAUUUUCACUUUAUUCUUUUAGUUUUCUUUUCCCAUUUUAUCUGUUGUAGUCUAUUGACUUGGAUUUUACUUUGAUUGUAUUCUUUGAGCAUAUAAGCCACCGAGCUGGUGGACGUUGUAAUGAAGUUUCCAUAGAAUUUGUCAGAUUUGAUCAUAACAUACUGAUAUCACAGUGUUCACUC
Tripterygium wilfordii is the source of this 1723-nucleotide messenger RNA. RefSeq names its product F-box only protein 13-like. Bases 265 to 1494 code for a protein of 409 amino acids. Gene Ontology annotation, molecular function: protein binding. NCBI's taxonomy places the organism in Eukaryota, Viridiplantae, Streptophyta, Magnoliopsida, Celastrales, Celastraceae. The record is from RefSeq and is a predicted model, not a curated record. The transcript has 2 exons.